Mucor mucedo is the source of this 1064-nucleotide messenger RNA. RefSeq names its product metal-dependent protein hydrolase. Gene Ontology annotation, cellular component: cytoplasm; nucleus. Bases 15 to 1010 code for a protein of 331 amino acids. Lineage: Eukaryota; Fungi; Mucoromycota; Mucoromycetes; Mucorales; Mucoraceae. The transcript is spliced from 6 exons. The record is from RefSeq and is a predicted model, not a curated record.
AAAAACUUACAUUAAUGUUAAACAUGGUCAAAACUAUUGGUACACAUAGCGGUCACUUUCAUUGUGAUGAAGCUUUGGCUGUUUCUUUAUUGAAGAAGACCAAGGAAUUCAAGGGAGCCAACUUGGUGCGUACCCGUGAUGCUACCAAAUUGGCUGAAUGUGAUAUUGUAGUUGAUGUCGGAGGUGUGUAUGACCCUGCUACCCAUAGAUAUGAUCAUCAUCAACGUGGAUUCACAGAGACUUUUGAUGAUAAGCAUGAGACCAAGUUGAGUUCUGCCGGUUUGGUCUACAAGCACUUUGGUAAGGAAGUUGUGAUGAACCUCCUUGGUAAAAGUGAGAUUGAUGACGAUGUGAACAUGCUUUAUCAAAAGACCUACCAUGGUUUCGUUGAAGCUUUAGAUGCUAAUGACAAUGGUAUCAGUGCUUACCCCAACAACAUCAACCCUCUUUACAAGGAAUCCCCCACCAGCAUCUAUCACAGAGUCGCCAAGAAGAACCCUACCUGGAAUAUCCCCAUGACCGAUGUUGAGAUUGAUGCUCGUUUUGUUGAAGCCUCCGAUAUGGCUGGUGCUGAAUUAGAUGACUAUGUUUUAGGUCUCAGCAACAACUGGUUGCCCGCUCGUUCUCUUGUGGUGGAUGCCCUUGAUAAGGCUUCGGAGAUCAACGCUUCUGGCCGUGUUAUUGCUCUUGAGCGUGCCUGUCCCUGGAAGGAGCAUUUAUUGGAUCUUGAAAAGGAACGCGGUUUGACCGGUGAUAAAUCCAUCUUGUACGUUCUUUACCCUGAAUCUUCCCCCGAAGGCAACUGGCGUAUUCAGUGUGUUCCCCUUCGUGCUGAAGGCUUUGAGAACAGAAAGAGUUUGCCUGAAUCUUGGAGAGGUUUCCGUGAUGAUGAAUUAAGCCGUAUCUCAGGUGUGGAAGGCGGUAUCUUCAUUCAUGCUGGUGGUUUUAUUGGUGGUAACAAGACCCGUGAUGGUGCUUGUCAAAUGGCCAAACUUGCUUUGGAAUUGUAAAUAAUUAUAAAAAUAAAAACUUCUAAACCAUACAGGUAUCUACAGUUAUAAAAU